UCUCUUGUUCCCUAAGGAAUACGAGUGCAGGAGAUACAUUAAGGUGGCACUAAGAAACCAGCCUGAAUCUGCGUCAGCGCACCUGUACGACACGCGGUAUACUUUAACUGAGAUGCUAUCAUAUCGACUUCUGAUGCUGAGUGUCAGUACAUCCGUAGACACAGCACAUGGAGGUAUUAAAAUCGAGAUAGUCAAUCAACUCUCCACGAGUAUCUAGUGGAGUUACGUAAAGUCACAGGUGAGAACAAUGUAACGGAUUUGCAACGAUCUUGCUUGGUUGUUACGGGAAUAAGGAUAGAGAACUACAUCAUUGUAUGAUGAAUGGUUCCACAACGUCUUACUAUGACGUCAUAAACUCAGCAGACGACAACUUUCAGCUACGAGCAGACGCGCUGGUUCUAUUUUGCGAUGUUGUGAUCAUUCUGGCUGCUGUCUUGGGGAUUAUUGAAAACACUCUGAUAUGUAUUUGUAUUCUGAAAAAUCGUUCACUUCGGACAUACAUCAACGCUACCUUAAUAAGCACGUUGAUUGGUGACCUAAUCGCGUGUGUGACACUACUUCCUCUGCGUGUCUACCUGUUCACGGCUUCAAGGACGGAAGAGAGCUGGGACAUCAUAUGUAGUGCAGCAGUAUUCUUCCGAACAUUUUGUGAUACCCUGCAGCUUUUUAUGCUCAUUGCAGUUAGUUAUGAAAGGUACCAAUCUGUGGCAAACCCGUUCAAGAAAGAUGGCCGCGCCCAGAGGACAGCGAUUUUGAAUGCACUGUCCUGGAGUGCGGCCACCGGAUUAGGUCUUUUAUCAGUAUUUGUCUUUGUGGACUCUCCUUCUUACGACAAGUGUUUAACAAGCACGCCAUUAGAUCAUUUGUCCUGGGGAACGCAUGAUUUAUUUUUGAUUUUUCCCGUUGGAAUUGGAACUUUGAUAGUCAUCGUUGUAUUUUAUGGCUUAAUAAUGUUUACAUUAUUCAAACAUAGAAUCAGAAUGGCCAAACAUUCAGUUCGCAAGAAAAACAAAGUGGUACCACAAGUGAUGAUAAAUGAUGAAUUUAAAGGAGUGGAUAAAUCGUAUAGCAAUACUGAUAUAUCGGUUACCAAAACCACCAAAUCUCCGUCAUAUAGUAACAUUAGUGAAGAAAGGUCUAGUAAAUACUGCGAUACUAAUAUGGAGAUAGAGAGUAACAUUGACGACGUAGAAGGAAUUGUAGAAGAUCAACAAGAAUGUAAGGUUAAGGAAAUUGACACGUCGGAGAAUCAGGGCAUGAUGACCACUUCUUAUAACAGUAAUGACAAUGCUGUUGGGAUAGAUGUUGAAGCAAGUAGUGUAAAAGAAAAUGUGUCUGAAAAGUCUCAAUCAAGAUUUAAUGAAGCAGAUGGAAAACCUAUAGAAAAAGAAUCACAAACAAUACGUAAAAACGGACUUGAUUCCAAGUUGGUUCAAGAAAAUGACACAUGUGAGAAUCUAAAACCGGAUAGAAAAGAACCCGACAACGAUUAUAAAAUCAAUCAGGCACCUGAACCCACUGUAAAAGUUUUCUUAAAUACGCCGUCUUCUCCUUCUAAAAAGAAAUCCAUGUUUUCUCGAAAGAAGAAACGGAAAGGUGCCAAUUCCGAUAAUGUCAUACAAAUCUUUGAUAUUAAUGGAGUUGUCAACAGAGUCGCUCAGAAGGAAACUACUUACGCUGGGGCAGUGUGUGUCAUGAACCCUAAAAACAAAGUGGCGGGAAAACGGAAAGUAGAAGCGAAGGCCGCCAAACGUAUCGCCAUUCUCAUUGGUGUAUUCGCCUGUCUAUGGAUGCCACUUCCGCUGACAGUAUUAACAACGAUAAACAGUGAAUUUUCAACACUCAACGCUCAAUUACUGGUAGUGACAACCACUAUGGGGUUGUGUUCUGUUGUUGUAAACCCAUUUCUACAUAGCAUUCUUAACAAACAACUUCGAUCUUCACUUCGGAACAUGUUAAAACUAAAGUAGUGCGGAAGUUGUUUGCGUAUUGUAACAGCUACAUCGUGAUUGAAGCUAUUUAUAUGGCAUAAAAGUAAUGGCUUUCAUGAUGAAUUCACAAAGCUUUGAUGUUUUUCAAUAAAAUAUUUUCUUG
Molecule: messenger RNA, 2094 nt
Organism: Ostrea edulis (European flat oyster)
Lineage: Eukaryota; Metazoa; Mollusca; Bivalvia; Ostreida; Ostreidae
Exons: 2
Coding region: 315-1970 (551 amino acids)
Biological process (GO): chemical synaptic transmission; G protein-coupled receptor signaling pathway, coupled to cyclic nucleotide second messenger
Cellular component (GO): membrane; dendrite
Molecular function (GO): neurotransmitter receptor activity; G protein-coupled serotonin receptor activity
Source: RefSeq, a predicted model, not a curated record